AUGUCUACUAUGAUUUCGAGUCAGCCACACAGACUCUUUAAUUUUGAGGGGGACGAUGCUGAAUAUUGCAAAUUCCUUGAACAAAAGCUUCUUCGAGUUCAACAGUUGUAUCCCGUCACCGGUCUUUCGACAACGCUCGCGGGGCAGAUUUACCCAGCCAACAGCGAGGUCCCGGCGAUUGAACCAUCUUUGGCUUCUGAGGCCUCGCAUAAUCUCGCGAACAGUACCGCAAACAAUACUAGUAUAUACCCAGUAGCUAACAGCGCUACCCCGACAGUUGAACUAUCUUUGCUCUCUAGAUCCUCUCAUCCCACAAACAGUCCCGUUCAUACGGCAAAUCAUAAUGGCACCCGAGAAGAGUCUACGCUGGAAAUCAUUCCUUACAAACCUGAACCUACCUCCUCUGGCACGAUACGGACUCGCAGGAGCAGAUGGAGUAUAGAAGUCGAUAACUUUCUCUCCAAUAUUCCAAAAGAUUGGAGCGCGCUGCAAGCCAUUACUCGGGAGGAGGUGUACCGUCUGCUACUUAACUGCGAAAUUCACUUUCAUAACGGAAAGAAUGUUCCCGCGAACAACAGUAUCGAUGUUCCUACCGGGCUUGAUCCGUUGGCUACACACUGUUAUAAAUAUGCCUUGAAUACCUCUAUUGCGCUCGAGCAACACUUCGCUUAUGGGAGUAUAUUAGGCCUUCGUGUCAUUAUCGUGGGCUUGAUGUGCUCGGUGAUGCGAAAGCGCGGAGCAUCAGUUAAGGCGGUUAACCCGAUACUGAAAGCCUGCUUGCCCAGGUCCGAAAAGAUACAGGAUAGAACUCUGAUGGAAAUUCGAGCAGCCGCAAGGUGGGCCAAUAUACUUGUGUUGCAACUUGCUAAGAGAGGAUGGGGAAACAGAAGUGCAGAAAUCUUUUUUCGGUUUGGGCGAAGCAUCUACCAGAAUAUGCAUAUGUGCAAGAACGCGGAGAGCAGAGAAGUAUUGAUGGCGGCACUCGACAGACAAAAGAAACCCGUCCCACAAUUAAGCGAAGAUCAGAUGCAGGUCUCCUUUCCUUGCAUAUUGGGUGUUCUUGGGAAAGACUUUAUCACGCUGAAGGAUAUCUGUGAGGAGCUCUCCUGUGAAACGCCUUCUGGUGAAAAGCUUUCUUAUAAUUAUGAACACACUGUUCAAACCUACAAGCGGCUCUAUACUCCCUGUUCAGACGACGAGACAGCUUAUCCCAGUCCGCCACCGAUAAACCUCAGCGAUGAUGAUAGUGGAGAGGUUGAAAGUGUUGCAGAGGCCCAGAGUCCAUUCACGCCACCAUCAGGCCGGUCUGAAGGCGAUCUCAGUGACUAUGGACCUCACCCCGAAGGCGACUCGAAUGAUAGUGAGACCGACCCCGCGCCUCCCCCCCAAACGAACCAGGGGACCGAUACUUUUCAGGUGCUUGUGGAAGCUGCAGAGGCCUGCGCGAAACAGACGAACAAGCGACCCUACCCGGCAGACAUUGGUAGCCAGUGCCGAGAUUCGCAGCGAAGGAGAUUGAGCGAGCAGACGGAAGGCGAUAACUCUUCUACCAGCAGCAUUCCCUCACCCCGACCUGGUGAGGCAGGAUCCAAGAGCAACAGGAAUCUUUCCCAAGAUUCAUCAUACUCGGCCGCUGAAGUGGCGUCUGAACCCAGGCAGCAGCUGUUUCCAGAGAAUGAUGCCAGGCGAUCUCCCAGAGCAAAUAAUACUACCUUGUCGAACGCGGCGCAACAGCCUACGGGGACGCCAUUUCAGUUGGAUCCAAAUUUUACGAUCGACCCCGCGUCCUUGGAUAAAUCGGCACCAUAUCAGUCACCUCAGAGAAGGAUAAUUCGAACACAUACAAAUACAGCUACAAGUAUAGAAUAUGAUCCAUUUGCUGGUGCGGAUUCUCGCAUCCCACCAGUCUUUCAGAACAUGGUCGAUACAAGUCGCCAGGAACAUACGGAAAACUUCUCGAUGCUACUAGGUGAUGUUGACAUAGAGGAGUUUUCGAUGCUACCGGGUAAUGUUGAUACAGAAGGGUCCAGACAGAGUUGA
Arthroderma uncinatum is the source of this 2040-nucleotide messenger RNA. RefSeq lists its product as uncharacterized. The transcript has 6 exons. The record is from RefSeq and is a predicted model, not a curated record. NCBI's taxonomy places the organism in Eukaryota, Fungi, Ascomycota, Eurotiomycetes, Onygenales, Arthrodermataceae. Bases 1 to 2040 code for a protein of 679 amino acids.